Molecule: messenger RNA, 1882 nt
Organism: Gambusia affinis (western mosquitofish)
Lineage: Eukaryota; Metazoa; Chordata; Actinopteri; Cyprinodontiformes; Poeciliidae
Product: coiled-coil domain-containing protein 106-like
Exons: 6
Coding region: 312-1316 (334 amino acids)
Cellular component (GO): nucleoplasm
Source: RefSeq, a predicted model, not a curated record
GAACGCAGCCGUUAGCUCCGCCCCCUUCGCCCAGACAUGCCUGCUGUAGUGUCGCAUUUCGCCUCUUCUCUGUGUUUAUAUUUCGAUCAAACGGGGAGUUGUAUUUCAUAUUAACAUCAUAACAAACCCUGGAACAUAACCAGGCUCUAUUUGAGCAUCUGGACUCAGUUGUAGUUUGUGUCCAGGAUGUGUGGAGUCUGCAGCCCUUUUCCUGAUCCCAGUCCCAUACAUGUCCUGGAUGGAGGAAAGCACCAAGAACAACUGUACAAAAACCUCUGAAGAAGACAACUUUCUUCUUCACAAAAUAUUAUAUGUCGUCCAUGUGGCAACAGGAGACAUCCGGUUAUUCCCCGUGUGUGGAGAUCGACUCCAGCUCCGUCAGGUCCAAGGACCGGCUCGGCUCUUCGAGCUGGCUAAAGCAAGAGCAGGAUGAGCUUCGGAUAAUCAAGUGGGAGAACUUCCAGGGCGGAGCGUCCUCCGACGCCGUUCAGGACAACACUCCCAGCAGCGCCAUGUCUGCUUCGUCAUUCGAGGGCUUGCCGCCGAGGGUGCUGCUCACCAUCACAAAACUGCAGUGUAUGCUGGAGAGCAAGCAGGAGCGCAUCGCUGCACUGGAGCGACAGGUGGAGGACCUGAUGCAGGAUCGCAAGUUUCUGCGCAGUCAAAUCGAAAACCUCACCACCAAUCGCUCCAUGGCACCGUUUGUUGCACCCAGUUCAGCCACUGAGGCUCCCAAACCAAGCAAAAUGCAGCAUUCAGAAAACAAAUCUCGAAAGAGAGAAAGAGCUUCUUCUUCUUCCUCGGCCAGCAGCGACAGCGGCUCGGAGGCGUCCGACUCCUCUGACUUGUCGGUGGCGUCGAGUGAGCACCGACGGAGAAAACACCACAAGGACAAGAAACGAUCAAAGAAAGGGAAAGACUACAGCAGGAAAAGAGCCACUGGCGUCCUGUACGUCAUUAACCGCUACAAACAGGUCCUCUCAGCCUUCAUCAAGAAGAAGAGCAUGAGUGAAGCCUUCCGUCACCACGGGAUCGACAGGAACACCAUCGCCAACACGGCGUCCAUCGCGGAGCUGCACCUUGCAGGGAAGGAAAUGAUCCCCCUGGUGGGCCAGUUUCGCCAAGGAGAAGAGACUCUGGUGAAUUACGCACAGAGAUGCACAUUGGUCAUCGACAGCGACCCCGAACUGUCCAGAAAAAUCGACCAGAUGAAGGCGAACGGCCAGCUUCUGCCCAUAUCAGGGAAGAGGUCCAGGGUGCUGCAUUCUCACAUGCAGCCACUAGGGGAUGCUACGGAGAGCAUCUUAAUAGGCUGAUGCUUAAAACAAACUCAAAGUAGAGCGGGAUGAUGGGUUUUCUUUCAGUUGAAGCUGCUGUUUUAUGUCGCACAUCCUUUAAUUAUAAUUUUUUUAUUUUCCACUUAUUUCUGGGGAAAAUGUAGCAGUUAAACUCAUAGAAGUUUUUAUCUCUGUAGUAGCAGAAAUAUCCACCAGAUGGCAGCAUUCACCUGUUAUUUGAGUCUCAUAAAUUUGUCAAAAUGGCGGACUUUCAGGUUUCUUAUUUCCAAGUGUUUGAUUUUUAAUAUAGGCAUUUGACUUGUCUAAUUUAUCAAAUUUAUGUGAUAAAAAUAAUUUUAUUUAUUAAAAAGAUUUUGCUAUUUGCCUCUGUCUACAUUCAGGACGAUUUAAAAUGAGCCUGACAGAAUAAUAAAGCGAUAUUUAAUAAGUUUUGAUGAGGGCAGUUAAAAGUACCGUUUCAAAAUAACCUUUAGGCAGGAAUUAAACAUGUUUUUCAUUAAACCCACUUUCCUUAUUUUAUAUCUGAUUUCAUAUUCUAACUGUAAAUGUCAUCACAAUUAACAGAAAUUAAAGCUGGAAGACAA